Pantherophis guttatus is the source of this 2394-nucleotide messenger RNA. RefSeq names its product retinoschisin 1 (gene RS1). The record is from RefSeq and is a predicted model, not a curated record. Lineage: Eukaryota; Metazoa; Chordata; Lepidosauria; Squamata; Colubridae.
CAAAUUUGGAAUCUACCAGCUCAUCAUUCUGGGCUUAUCGCAAAAUGGAAGAAGGGUGGCUUAAGGCUCGCGCGAACCAUGGCAGAAUCGGACAGUAUCUGCUGACAAACGACUCAGUUGGGUGCGGCACAAGCAGGCGCUUCUCCUCCCACCCCCACCCCCGAGCGCCAGAAAGAAGCUGCAGUUUGCCACGCGGGAGCGAGGACUGCGAUGGCUUCCUCAUGCGCCCACCCACAAAGUGCCCCUAUCAUAAGCCUCUUGGUUUUGAAUCAGCAGCUGUCACUCCAGAUCAGAUAAGCUGUUCCAAUCUAGAGCAGUACACUGGGUGGUAUGCUUCAUGGACUGCAAACAAGGCCCGACUUAACGGACAAGGAUUUGGGUGUGCCUGGCUCUCCAAAUACCAAGAUACAAAUCAGUGGCUGCAGAUUGACGUGAAGGAAAUUAAAGUUAUUUCAGGAAUAAUUACACAGGGAAGAUGUGAUGCAGAUGAAUGGAUGACAAAAUAUAGUGUGCAAUACAGGACUGAUGAGAAUCUGAACUGGGUUUAUUACAAGGACCAAACAGGAAACAAUCGGAUUUUCUAUGGAAAUUCAGACAGAUCAUCAUGUGUGCAGAACCUUUUGCGCCCACCCAUUGUUUCUCGUUACAUAAGGUUGAUACCCCUUGGCUGGCAUGUGCGCAUUGCUAUCAGGAUGGAGCUGCUGGAGUGCAUGAAUAAAUGUGUUUAAACUUCAGAAUCAUCUGGGAAGAAACAGUUUUUUAAAAAGAAAGAUAUAACUGUAUAAUUAAUACAACAAAUAAAUUCACUGACUAUGAGUUCAGUAUCUAUUAAAAUUAUACACCUUAUCGAAUACCUCCUGUGACUUAUAUUCUCUGCAGCUUCAGGAAGUUAAUAUAAUUAUGUAUAUUAAUAAAAUAAAUCAGGAUGGAAUAAAUUGGAACCUGUAUUACAUUUUUGAAUCCAGGAUCUUACACCUCAGUAAAAGGAAAGCCAUAUGUUUCAGUGCAGAUAAAAAAUGGCUUCUACAAAAAGAAAUAUAGAUUUCUUACAAGUUAACCAAAGAUGACUGUAGGUUCUGGUAGACAUUAUACAAUAUAUGUUCUUCAGAGCUUUAGUGUGCAUUCUCUGAAGAUAUUCCCCAUUAUGUUACCAUUUCCCAAAAAUAGAGGAACAAAAGUGAGACUGACCAAUGUAGAUCAUCAUUCCAUUCUUAUGUGAGGAACUGUGGUAACAUUUUAUUGCCGUGCUAUAUCGCCAGUAGUCCUGAUUUAGUGAUCACAACUGGGACUGGCAACUCAAUCAUUAUUCAAAACAGUAAUUAAGUGAAACCAAAACUGCUCUUAUGAUUUUGCUUCAGCUUUCCUUUGCUUUACAAACCUGCAAAGGUUGUAAUUAUGAGGAUUGGUCAUAAAGUUACUUUUUAAUCAUUUUUCCAACGGUGAAUGGUUGGUAAAUGAGGUACUUACUAUAUGAGGACUACCUGUGUAGUUUUUCCUAACUUGGGAAUCUUUAAAUGUGUGCAUUUUACAAAUUCCAAAAUUUCACCUUAUUUGGCCAAGAAGGAAUGCUUCCCAAAAGCCCCUACAGUAAAAAAUCAUACUAUUUGGACAGUCUUAUUUCUAUGAUUGGAUAAACCAACCAAGUGAAGACCUUCACGUGUGUUAACCUUUCCCUAAAGAUUGCAUUUUCCUUCUCUGAACAUUUUUCUUAUCAAAACAAUCUGUUGAACCAAUUUUAAUUUUAAGAGAAAAUCCUAUAAAUACACAUACAGUACAUGCACGCAUACACACCCACACACCCACCCUUCUGUAUUUCUUCCAACCGUGAAAGGAAUGCUAUAAAAUAUGGACCUAGGCUUUCUGCAAUUCUGUAUUGUAUAUUCAUUUAAAUUCAAUCAGAUUAUAGGAAAACAUUACUUAUAAUUUAUUAGUGGUAUUUUAAUCUUUAUACUCUGUUACACUUCCUUUCAGAUUUCUAUUAAAUUAAGUAUGACUACAGUGUCCUAGAUUUCAUAAAAUAUUGGUAGAAGUAUGGUAUUCUUCUAGUAAUAAAUGAAUAUUCUGGCUGCUAAUGAGUUAGAUAUUAUGUGAGUAUCAUAUGAAUCACGUCAUAUAGCUAAUGUCAAUAAUACUACAAUUUUCUUUUAAUUUUCUUUAGUUUUUUAGACAUUCCAAUUUACAAAUCUAAAAUUAUGCAUUUAGAUUUGUGUUUAUGUAGCAAAUUCAGUGUGUGAUAUUGUAAGCAUAUAGAAUAAUUAUCCUACAGGAGUUCGGUGAAAUAAAUGUUACAUAGAUGUACAGAGGUAUUUAAAUGAUUAUUAAUAAUUAUUAGUCAUAAUUAUUGAACUUUUAAAUGUAAGAUCAUUCAAUUUAAUAAAGACAAAGCUAAUUUUA